GGAUAAAGAAAAAUCCCACGUAUAUAGAUGUGUUCGUGACCCCAAAAUCCCGUACCAAAACAAAGUUGCAAAAAGAACUCCAUGGCUCCUCCUCGUCCUCCGCCGCCGCCGCCGCCCUCCUCCAAGUCCCCACCUCCCCCUCCCCCUCCUCCUAAACCCUCCCAUUUCACCCCCAUUCAAGAGUGUGAUAAAGAGGAACAGGAAGAUGAUCUCUGUACGGAGUCAACGGACAGAGGAGCGACCAGUACUGCUACCACUCCAAAGCCGACGCCUUCCGAUCACAAAAACGGCAGACGCCACAGCAGAAAACGGUCGGAGUCUGCGGAGUCGGCUAAAACCGAGGAAGCAGCCGACGGGUCGGUGUCCUGCAACAAGUGCCGACCACAUGCUCGCGAAAAGAUCUCUGUCGUUCCGCUCGAAAACAGGACGUCCCUGUCGUUGUCGACGGCGAGCCCCAACGGCAUUAUCAGGUCGAUUUUGUCUUCGUUUACUCGGAAGAGUCCGAAAACGCCGACGACGGCGAUGGACUACGCUGCGGCGGCGAGGGAGGAGCAGUGGAAGAUAGCGGUGGCGGAGCUUUCGCACAAACUAGUUCACGCUACGAGGAAGAGAGAAGAAGCGCAAUUGGAAGCCUCGAGGCUCAAAUACUCCAUGGCCGAGCUGGAGAAAAAGCUCAACAAGCUCGAAAUCUACUGCCAUGGUUUGAAAUCCGGGCUCGACGAAUGCAGCAGCAGCAAUUCAUCUCCGUACCAGUUGACCAAAACCCACAUCAACCGGCGGCGGAGCUUCGGCGGGUCAGGGUCAAACGAUGCCGUCGAGAAGAUGGUUGUCGAGAAUUUCCUGGUUUCCGUCUCGGAGGCUCGGAAUUCGAUCAGGGGGCUGAGCCGGUCGCUCACGAUGCAGCUCCGCCACAUGGGUUUCGGAAAGGUGAACGAGAAAAUCUCCGGGCUUCUCCAACCGUACGACGUGAAGCUCUCGAUUUCGAAAAACCCGAAAAGCUUGCUGUUUUACCUGGAGGCUCUGCUGAACCGGGCGUUCUUCGACGAGUUCGAAUCCCCCGGGUUUCAGAAACACUCGGUUGUCCAAGUUCUGAACCCGGUCGAGCGGUCCGAGGCGAACUACACGUCGUUUAACGUGCUCAGGGGAUUAACGUGGGACGAGGUUUUGAUUAAGGGGACUAAGCAUUUUAGUGAGGAGUUUAGUGGGUUUUGUGAUCGGAAAAUGAGUGAGAUUGUGGCUAUGUUGGGUUGGAAUCGGGCGUGGCCUGAACAGCUGCUGCAGGCAUUUUUCGGGGCUUCAAAGAGUGUAUGGUUGGUUCACCUUUUGGCGAAUUCGGUUCACCCGGGGUUGCCGGUGUUUCGGGUCGAUAAAGGGGCCGGGUUCGAUCCGGUUUACAUGGAGGACAUGGGCGGGGACAAGGCCAGGAAGUUGGUUCCGGCGGUGGUGAGGAUCAUGGUGGCGCCGGGGUUCUAUGUGUAUGGGAGUGUAGUCAAGUGCAAGGUGAUAUGCAGGUAUAACACCAGCAAGGGUUUGACUCAGUCCCCAACUUAAUUAGAGGUUAAUCAAAUUUAAUUAGUUUAUUGUUAUACUUUAUCUGCUGCUGUUUUAUGAUCUAAUUAUGUGUUAAUGGUUGUGUACUUGUUGUGUUGUGUAAUUUGGUGUUUGCAUGGGAUAUGUUAAUUUUGACAUUUUGGGGUCAAAUGAAGGUAUAAAGUGGCCAUUUUGUAUGUUAUGUUUUCUUUAAUUAUUCACAAUUUGGGUUUAAUUAGACCCAAUGUUCA
This is a messenger RNA of Malus domestica (apple), 1781 nucleotides long. RefSeq names its product IRK-interacting protein. The record is from RefSeq and is a predicted model, not a curated record. Lineage: Eukaryota; Viridiplantae; Streptophyta; Magnoliopsida; Rosales; Rosaceae.